This is a messenger RNA of Belonocnema kinseyi, 1029 nucleotides long. RefSeq names its product zinc finger MYM-type protein 1-like. The transcript has 3 exons. The record is from RefSeq and is a predicted model, not a curated record. Bases 1 to 1029 code for a protein of 342 amino acids. NCBI's taxonomy places the organism in Eukaryota, Metazoa, Arthropoda, Insecta, Hymenoptera, Cynipidae.
AUGAAAAAAAUUCAGAAUUAUCUGCUGAAAGAACUGCGAAGAGACUUCGUUGUGAAGCGUCAAGCUCCUGUGAAAAUACAGUCAACCGAAGCUCUCUCGAUGAAAGUGGAGAGAGUGUUGAACAAUCCACCCCUCAAACAAAAUAUAAUUCCUGUCGUUGAAGCAAUAAUAGUUCUUGGACGACAAGAGUUGGCUUUGCGUGGACAUCGUGACAGUGGAAAUAUUGUUAUUAAAGACGACUUUACUGGACCGAACGAAGGAAAUUUCAGAGCUUUAUUGAAGCAUAGAGCAAAGGGAGAUCCAAUUCUUCGUAGCCACCUAGAAGGUUCAGGAAAACGGGAUAAAUUUACGAGUCCGUCUAUACAGAAUGAAAUUAUCGACGCUUGUCAUGAAAUUUUGACCCAAAAGGCAAUAUCUAAAAUCAAAGCUGCAAAAUUUUACUCAAUUUUGACGGAUGAAACACAAGAUUUGACUACCAUCGAGCAGGUUAUACUGUGCAUUCGAUAUGUGAGCGAGAAAAACGAAGGCCAUCAUAUUGUGUGUGAAGAUUUUUUGAGGUUUAUCCCAACAGAUACCACUACAGGUGCUGCUCUUGCCGAGCUAGUGAUAGAAAAUCUUCGAAAUUUUGAAUUGGAUAUUUCUUUCUUGAUAGGCCAAGGAUUCGAUGGGGCAAGUAAUACGAGUAUGUCCGGUCAAUAUAAACGUGUUCAGGCAAUUAUACGUAAUAAUUAUGCGCCUCAUGCUUUAUACGUCCAUUGUGCCGCACAUUUUUUGAAUCUUGCUAUAUCCAUCACUAGCAACGUACCAGCCAUCAGAGAUUGCCUCGGUACCCUUGAAAAUGUCUACAAUUUCUUGCAUACACCUAAAAGAAAACCCAUUUUGGAAAACACGAUUGAAGAAUCUGAUGAAACUCCACGAACGAAAUCUUUAAAAAGAUUGAACCUGACUCGAUGGGUUUCGAAAUAUGAGGCCGUCAACGAUUUUUAUGAGUUAUUCCCAUUCGUUUACGAAACUCUAGAUGAAAUGUGA